GGCGGCGGCGGCGGCGGCUUCGGCAGCGGCGGCGGCUGCGAGGCGAGGCGAGGCGAAGCGAAGAGAGGCGAGGCGAAGCGAAGAGAGGCGAGGCUGCGGGGCGCCUGUGCCGCUCAGCCGGCGGCGGGUAGAGGUGUGAGGGCGGCCGGGGACCUGAGCGGGAGCCGGGCCGGUGUGGCCGCCGCCGCCACCAUGCAGGAAAUCAUCGCCAGCGUGGACCACAUCAAGUUCGACUUGGAGAUCGCCGUGGAGCAGCAGCUCGGGGCGCAGCCGCUGCCCUUCCCCGGCAUGGACAAGUCAGGGGCUGCUGUCUGCGAAUUCUUUUUGAAAGCUGCCUGUGGCAAAGGGGGCAUGUGCCCGUUCCGCCACAUCAGUGGUGAGAAGACGGUGGUGUGCAAACACUGGCUGCGGGGGCUGUGCAAGAAGGGGGACCAGUGCGAGUUCCUGCACGAGUACGACAUGACCAAGAUGCCCGAGUGCUACUUCUACUCCAAGUUCGGGGAGUGCAGCAACAAGGAGUGCCCAUUCCUGCACAUCGACCCCGAGUCCAAGAUCAAGGACUGCCCGUGGUAUGACCGCGGCUUCUGCAAGCACGGCCCCCUGUGCAGGCACCGGCACACGCGGAGAGUCAUCUGUGUCAAUUACCUCGUGGGAUUCUGCCCGGAGGGGCCCUCGUGUAAAUUCAUGCACCCUCGAUUUGAACUGCCGAUGGGAACCACCGAGCAGCCCCCGCUACCGCAGCAGACGCAACCACCCACAAAGCAAAGUAACAAUCCGCCAUUACAAAGGUCGUCCUCCUUGAUCCAGUUAACGAGUCAGAACUCUUCUCCCAACCAGCAGAGAACCCCGCAGGUCAUCGGGGUCAUGCAGAGUCAAAACAGCAGCGCCGGCAGCCGAGGACCCCGGCCACUGGAGCAGGUCACGUGCUACAAGGUGAGUCCUGGGGCCGGCGGGGGCGUCUUGCACAGGCCACGCCAUACCCUCCUUCCCCAGAGAGUUAGCUCAUGUUGAAGAAUGAAGACAUCUUUGUUUUUGCUAAUUGGAAGAGAAAAACGGGGCCACUCCGGUGAGCUAGACCAUGCCACUUCCACGACACACUAAGGCCAGGUUAACAACUAAACCCCUGCUGUUGAGUGAACAGACUGCGCACGCAAAAAAGGGAUGGCAGUCUUCCAGAGCCCAGGAACGGAGUGAGCCCUGAACCUCUGGGGGAGGCGGGGUCCUCACACCCGUGGCGCACCCGAGGGAAAGGGGCAGAGCCUUAGAUCUGCCUGAUGAGGAGUCAGAUUAGGACACACACAGUGGGAUGUUCAGGGGAAGGGCACGCUUUUUAAAAAAAACUUACUAGAAAACUGGUCUCACUCUUGGCUCUGGGUGGAAAGUGGGGCGGGGGGAAUCCUUUCAGAGUUGGUCGUCACUGGUGGGCAAGCCCUUCCUCCUUGAGUUUGAGCCUUGGUGAGGGCCGAAAAGCCACAGGCCGAGUUUUCUAAUCUAAAACAGCCCCCUGGUAACUAGCUUCGAGAUAUUCUCAACCCAGCCGACACAGAAUUCCCACAAUGAGGUUUCCCCAGAAGAGAGCUCGUGACUAAAAGUAUAGAAGGCAACAAGCACCGGCUAGUGAGUCAGCAGGAACGGCCAACAGAACUAGGUUCACAGAGGCUUCAGACUGGGGGGUUAGAUGGAAGACGGCAUUAGUACAGGCUUCUUGUGAAGACUUCCAGAAGGUGCAGAAGAGUGGGGGCGCACAGUGGGUGCUGCCCUUUACCCCGCCUUUCCUGAGGGCAGCCACCGGCCUUGACCAUUCGCCGCCACGCUGUUUGCUGUGCCCUCCACACUCGCAGCUCCUAGAGGAGCUCCACUCGGAGACGUGCUCCUCUGAACUUCCUCACACCAGCACAAGGACAGGGCAGCUUUUAAUGUAAAUAGGGCCCUCGGGUGCAGUGUCCUCUGAUCCCUUUUACCUUACAUUCUGAGUCUGUGUCAUGAUAAUUACUCCAGUGUAUUUCACUGGCUGCGUAAUUUUACUAGUUCUCUGUUGGUAGUUUUAGUUUUCACUGCUAAAAACAGCACUGAGCCUGACUGACGGGUGAGCUCUCGUCUGGUGUCUGGAGCACCCACAAGUAGAAGGGCCGAGUCAAAAACUAUACGCUUAUAUUGUUUCUGGAACUUGCCUUCAGGAAGGUCUGAGUCACUAUGGCCAUCAGACACUCACUGAGCACCUCCUCUGCCGUCGCUCCUUCCCAGGAGGGGUCUCUGUUCUGAAGGAGGGGCAGGCAGGUGCCCAGACACCAAAGUUAUGAGUGCCCACGUGUGUAGGGAAGG
Molecule: messenger RNA, 2322 nt
Organism: Budorcas taxicolor (takin)
Lineage: Eukaryota; Metazoa; Chordata; Mammalia; Artiodactyla; Bovidae
Gene: CPSF4
Product: cleavage and polyadenylation specific factor 4
Exons: 7
Coding region: 193-1011 (272 amino acids)
Cellular component (GO): mRNA cleavage and polyadenylation specificity factor complex
Molecular function (GO): zinc ion binding; RNA binding
Source: RefSeq, a predicted model, not a curated record